UUCCCGGCGCCCGUUCCCCGGCCGGCCGGGGCGCGCCGCCGAGCAGCUCCCCCGCGCCGCGCUGGCGUCGUCCUCGUCCCCCUCGCCGCCCCCCGCGCGCGGCCGGGCCUUGCCCCCCAUGGUCUCCCGGCCCGAGCCGGAGAGCGAGGCCAUGGACGCGGAGCUGGGGGUGACGCCGCCGGGCUGCUCGCACCUGAGCAGCUUCAAGGUGGACAACUGGAAGCAGAACCUGCGGGCCAUCUACCAGUGCUUCGUGUGGAGCGGCACGGCGGAGGCCCGCAAGCGCAAGGCGAAGUCGUGCGUGUGCCACGUGUGCGGCAUACACCUGAACAGGCUCCACUCCUGCCUGCACUGUGUCUUCUUUGGCUGCUUCACCAAGAAACAUAUCCACGAACACGCGAAGUCCAAGCGGCACAACCUGGCCAUAGAGCUUAUGUAUGGCGGCAUCUACUGCUUUUUGUGUCAGGACUACAUAUAUGACAAAGACAUGGAAAUCAUUGCCAAAGAGGAGCAACGGAAAGCUUGGAAAAUGCAAGGUGUUGGGGAGAAGUUUUCAACUUGGGAACCCACCAAACGGGAGCUUGAACUGCUGAAACACAACCCGAAAAGGCGAAAGAUCACCUCCAACUGCACCAUCGGGCUGCGGGGGCUGAUCAACCUGGGAAACACCUGCUUCAUGAACUGCAUCGUCCAGGCCCUCACCCACACGCCGCUUCUGCGAGACUUCUUCCUCUCCGACCGGCACAGGUGUGAGAUGCAGAGCCCCAGCUCGUGUCUGGUCUGCGAGAUGUCCUCGCUUUUUCAGGAGUUCUACUCGGGGCACCGCUCCCCGCACAUCCCGUACAAGUUGCUGCACCUGGUGUGGACUCACGCACGGCACCUGGCGGGGUACGAGCAGCAGGACGCGCACGAGUUCCUCAUCGCCGCCCUGGACGUCCUGCACCGGCACUGCAAAGGUGACGAUAAUGGGAAGAAGGCCAACAACCCCAACCACUGCAACUGCAUCAUAGACCAGAUCUUCACGGGCGGGCUGCAGUCGGACGUCACCUGCCAAGUCUGCCACGGAGUCUCUACCACCAUAGACCCCUUCUGGGACAUCAGUUUGGAUCUGCCUGGCUCUUCCACCCCGUUCUGGCCCCUGAGCCCCGGGAGUGAGGGCAGCGUGGUGAACGGGGAAAGCCACGUAGCGGGAACCACGACGCUUACGGACUGCUUGCGAAGGUUUACCAGACCCGAGCACUUAGGAAGCGGUGCGAAGAUCAAAUGCAGCGGCUGCCAUAGCUACCAGGAGUCCACGAAGCAGCUUACCAUGAAGAAAGUGCCCAUCGUAGCCUGUUUCCACCUCAAACGAUUCGAACACUCGGCCAAACUGAGACGGAAGAUCACCACGUACGUGUCCUUCCCCCUGGAACUGGACAUGACCCCCUUCAUGGCGUCCAGCAAAGAGAGCAGGAUGAAUGGACAGUACCAGCAGCUAACGGACAGUCUCAACAAUGACAAUAAGUACUCCCUGUUUGCCGUAGUUAACCACCAAGGGACCCUGGAGAGCGGCCACUACACCAGCUUCAUCCGGCAGCACAAGGACCAGUGGUUCAAGUGCGACGAUGCCAUCAUCACCAAGGCCAGCAUCGAGGACGUGCUGGACAGUGAGGGGUACCUGCUGUUCUACCACAAGCAGUUCCUGGAGUACGAGUAGCCUUAUCUGCGGCUGGUCCAAGAAAACGAAGGCGAUGCGUUGGCCGGCCUCCCAGAAUCCUCCCCGCCCUCCCCGACGUCAUGAAGCCACCACCCACACAGAAGUGCCCCCGAGAGCAUCGGAUUCCUCUGCAGCCUGGGCCCGGCGGCCGCCGCAGCGGGUUCCAGGGCCGCGGUGUCCACGUGGACAAGCGCUGCGCUCGGAAGGAGGCCCCAGGAGCCGUGCGGCGGAAGCAGCGACGUGGCCGGUGUGCCCUGCGUGGGGAGGGGCACCGCGGUGCGUCCGUGGCGCGUCUCCUGUGCUCCUGGAGACCACGUGCAGCGGGGGGUGGGGGGCAGCCCGGUCCCGGUGUUUCGCUUCGGCCGCACAGCGGAGCAGUUUCUAAAGGCGCCCGCCUGGUUCCACAUCACGGGUCCAUUGAGGCAGCGAAGUGCGGGAGCCAAAGACGUGUGAGGACGGGGGACUUCGCAGGUCCCUUCCUCUCCGUGGGUUUAGUGUCGAACGUACAUCGCUGGAACUCCGAGCCUCCGUCUGUCAGCAGCUAGCAGCAGCCCCUGCCCCCACGCCCAUGGAACCGAACACACUACCCGGGGUCUCCGAGCACGUCUGUUCCGCGGGUCACGUAGCAUCCGACUGCAUGUGGACACGUCAGCCCAGGUGUUCUCGCUUGGUUUUUUUUAGAAAUAGGCACUUUCUUAGUCCUCGCCCCUUUCCUCUCUUUUUCCACAAUGGUGACUUUCAUAAAUGUAAUGGUAGUAACGUGAAUGAAUUAUUGAAUUGACACAGACAUUUAGAUCGUUUUCCUUUAUUCCCGAGAGUGAAUCUGGCUUUUUCAUUGGUGCUGGUUUUGUUGCCUCCCCUCCCCCCUUCCGUCUGGAAGCACCUGCGUCCUGGUUGAAGGCUGCCGGGAGGCGGCGGACGAGGGUCAGGCUGAGGCCCGUAAAUGUCUCUGUCCUGUUAACCUUUGAGCGAAUGAAGUGUUCCCAGUGGCUUCGUUGUUCCCUACCUCCUAUUUGCUUCCCGGCCGCACGGCCCACUUGCUUCCCGUGUGGCUGCGUGGCGGCUCGUGGGUCAGCUGGACGCUGGCGGGGCUUCCAUGGAGCUGGCGUUUCGUUGCUGAUGCCUCCGCUUUGCCUUUGGUGUCGUUCCCGCUGGAGCGGGGGGCGGAUGGCUUUGCCAGUGAGCUGCCAGGAGGAGGGAGGAGCCGCUGGAGCAGAGGGAACGGUGUGCACUGUUCCUUGUAAGAUAUCCUGCAUGCGUCUGUCUGUGCAAACCCCAACUUGGAUUGUCCGUUUCUGAGAACUUAACAACCUAGACAUGUGGGGGAGGAAAAGCUGCUUUCAUGUCGUUCGUCGAACAAGCAGCACUUGUCCUGGGAGCCCGGUCUGCGUCUGAGCUGUGGGAGGUUUGUUCCUGGAGAAGAGAACCGUCUGUUUCAGGUUCAGUGCACGCACUUUUCUUUCUUUUUUUGUCAAGAGCCAGACGGUAAAUAUUUGAGGCUUUAUGGGCCAUGCAGUGCCUGCUGUGGCUAAUACAGAAACAGACGAGCAUGGCCGUGUUCCAGUGAAACCUCUUACGGAUGCUGACAUUUGACAGUUUUCAUCUGUCGUGGAUUUUUUUUUCCUCCCUAUUUAACCAUGUGCAGACUGUUCUGAGCUGGUAGGCCAUCAGGUUAGGAAGUGGGUCGGAAUAGCCACAGUUGACUAGGUACUGCUCAGUGUGGAAUGUGCUGGAAUACAGGAAACCACAGUUGUUUGCUGCAGCGGCAUCCACGACAAUGUCCUUAGCGAUGCAGCUUUUAAACCACUUGCUCGGCUCAUGCUCAGUGUAUUUCUGCCCUUUGGGAAUACAUGUUCUAAGAUACCAGGCGUCCUCAGAAAUACGGGUGGGUGCAAAUUUUCAGAAACAGCCCCACGUGCCUGAGUUUGUGUGUGUGUGUGUGAGAGAGAGAGAGAGAGACCGUGCUUCGGAGAUUUAUUUUUGGGAGAGCCGUAGCGUUUUCAUAAGGGGCAGAUCAAACAAGGAGCUGGCUGACGCUGGCCUGCACAGUUCUGAGCCAUGAGCUUUGCUGCCUUGUGACCCAGCUUUACUGGAUUGUCCUGGGUUUUCUGGCAGGUUCCCUGUGGUCUGGCGAGCCCCGCUUCCCACAUCUGUGUCUGCUCAUGUUCAGGGGAGCUCAGCUGGUCCAAGAGCAUGAGGUCUGGGGAUAGACGAUGAGGCCACGUUUCUCUUCUAUAGACAUGACUUUAAAUUUUUGUAUCCAAAUUAAUUGUCGUGACUCCCUGUUGGCACUGGUGUUGCGAGUUGUCACCUGUGUCUGUGCCGCUGGGAAGCUCCUGUGACCGCAAACCGUGGGCAGUGUUGGCAACAGGACGUCCUGCCACCAGCGUGUUCACUGGGAUUCACCCUGUUACCCCCAGAAUACUCCAUGCCCGGCCUGGGAAUGUUUCUCUUCACGCCCAAGCCAGCUGUUAAAUUCAGGAAAGUGGCUUUCUUGUUUUCUCCUAACGACCCCUUGCCUGUGCGUUCAGGUCAUUACCAAGUGUGACUGACAUGAAAGGGAUCAUCAGGUGACCCCACCCGCUCCUGCACUCCCACCCGUGGUUUUAAAAUAACUUGUAUUUCUGAGACGUUGGCCUUCCUUUCAGCACGUCACAGGGAAACCCGGCUUUCUGUCUGCAGGCGCGUGAAGCGAGUUCUGAGCAGCGUCCGUGCUCGGUGGGGGGGGGGGGGGGUCCGGUGGGCAGCCCGCGUGGCCGGGCCUCCUCUCUAGGGCUCAGGAUCGAUCGUCUGAGGCCUCCUUCCUGCGGCAGCGCCCCCGACCCCACAACAUAGCCCCGUGCUCCUGUCCUUUGGCUUGGUAUGUAUGCUUUCCCUGGGUAAAUGGCCCUUCUGACAAUUCAAGUGACUGUUGCGUUUACUAUAACCUUGAAAACAAAAAUUGUAAGAAAAAGAUUCCAAUGAUUGUGCUGUGGAUUUUAUUACCAAGAUGUUUACACCUCCCUUUUCCCUGUCAUUUUGAGAAACUGUCGACUCUUCUCCCUUAAUGGCUUGUAGUCUUUCCUGUGUCAUAAUAAAGCUUCAUUUUCUUCUGAA
Messenger RNA from Ailuropoda melanoleuca (giant panda), 4792 nucleotides. RefSeq names its product ubiquitin specific peptidase 22 (gene USP22). The transcript has 13 exons. Lineage: Eukaryota; Metazoa; Chordata; Mammalia; Carnivora; Ursidae. The record is from RefSeq and is a predicted model, not a curated record. Gene Ontology annotation, biological process: protein deubiquitination. Gene Ontology annotation, molecular function: zinc ion binding; cysteine-type deubiquitinase activity. The coding region runs from base 119 to 1696 and encodes 525 amino acids.